Messenger RNA from Panicum hallii, 1234 nucleotides. Its product is annotated as methyltransferase-like protein 22. Gene Ontology annotation, cellular component: nucleus. Gene Ontology annotation, biological process: protein methylation. The transcript has 10 exons. Gene Ontology annotation, molecular function: protein methyltransferase activity. NCBI's taxonomy places the organism in Eukaryota, Viridiplantae, Streptophyta, Magnoliopsida, Poales, Poaceae. Bases 61 to 1110 code for a protein of 349 amino acids. The record is from RefSeq and is a predicted model, not a curated record.
AAAGACGACGCCGUGCGUCAGGGACUCAGGGGGCCACCUGCGCUACGACCGCCGACCGCGAUGGAAGCCGGAGGCGGCGGACUUGAGGAGGAAGAGCAGGUGAUGAGCGAGGUGCACCUGGGCUGCCCGCCACACUUCUCCAGCCUCCACGUCUCCCGCUUCAGCUUCUCCUCACGGCCCCUAGGGGCAUCUGGGGACGACGACGGCGAUGGAAGCGGCGGGAGCGUGCUGAUCGCGGCGACGAGCGAUUCCUGUGGUUCGCCUGAUGCCGUUGCCGUGGAUAAGGAUGGGGAUCUCGUUCUUGACCGGAGGAGAAGAAAUAAACAUGCUAGAAGUGACUACCAUCUGCUCACCAUUCAGCAUGGUGUUACCAGCUCGCUUAAGAGCGUUGGCCUUCAGGUUUGGAAAGCUGCCUUACUAUUAGCUGACUUUGUUUUGCACAAAAGCUUCACAUCGUCCAACUUUGAUGGUGUUACUGCCAUAGAGGUUGGUGCUGGAACAGGUUUGGUAGGGUUGGUAUUAGCUCGAGUUGCUGGAAGGAUUUUCAUUACAGAUAGAGGUGCUGAUAUCCUAGAUAAUUGUUUGGCAAAUGCCCAUAUCAACUCCAGUAUGCUAAAGUUUGAUGAAGCUAAAGUUUGUGUACGGGAACUGGACUGGAAAGUGUCAUGGCCUCCACCCGUGGGUACAUAUGAUCCUUCUGAUCCAAGUUUAAGGUACUUAUGGUCUGCAAAUGAUAUUGAGGAGGCUGAGAAAGCUACAGUCCUGUUUGCCGCAGAUGUUAUCUACAGUGAUGAUCUCACUGAUUUGUUCUUUGACACAGUGAAGAAACUGAUGUCAAGUGGUGCUAAGAAGGUGCUGUACCUGGCCCUGGAGAAGAGAUACAACUUCAGUCUGGACGAUCUAGACGUUGUGGCCAAUGGUUACGCUCACUUCCGAAGUUUCUUCGCAACUCAAGAAGAACACAGGGAUGCACCUGACGGAGAUAAACCAAGUCUCGUUGGAAAGCAGAUAGAUCUCGCAGAGGUUCCUCAGUAUAUCAGAGAAUAUGAGAGGGGAAAGGAUUUGGAGAUUUGGGAGAUCGAGUACAGUCCAGAACAGGAACUGCAGUAACUUGUGCAGAAGCCGUCGACUCUUGUUCCAUGCUAUAGUAGACGACAUGAACAAGAGAACGGUGUAGCUUAAAAAUUCAUAUCAUCGAGGCAGUACAUCCAGAAAUAUCGUUUGCGGUUGUUCU